GCGUCCCGCGUCAUUUUCCGUUCGCACGUUACACGCAGCGGUACAACGUUAUCUGUUGUUAUUUAAAUAAUAUUGAUUGUGCGUUCUGAAAGUUUAAUAAUUGAAUAAUUAAUAUUGUUUAAUUGUAAUUAGAGCUGAGUGAAUAAUGAAGAGCAGUAACUUUCUGUUGAACGUUCGAUUAUGUGUCUAUCAUUUUGCACUUUUGCAUUUGGUGUAUGCGGCGAUAGUGAUUCUGCCGAUCGACAUGUCAAAGGAUGAGGACCCGCGGGUCAGUGUAUACAUACGCGUCAAGUGGAAGCUGCUUACAUGCUGGUUUAAUUUAAUAUCGCUCGCUUAUUUUCCGAUUGCAAUAUACUGCGACUGGAAAGAGAAGCACGGAGAAUGGGACAAAGAAAAUGUGAGAAAAUGGAGAAAAAUCCGAGAUUUUAUUAUGACCAACAUUUUAUUUCCUACUACAAUGUACAGUGACUACUUCUUCUGGCGAAUGUGGCUCAAGGACCCUUCAUUGAUAGCGCCGGUAGCGAUCUUCAAGUACCUGCCGCCCUGGGCCCAGCACUCCCUUCACACGGUGUCAGGUAUCAUGGUGAUGCUGGACAUAGUGUCGCUGCCGAGGAGACGCCCUAAGAGUCCCUGGCCUGGCCUAGCAGCGUUGAUUGCUUUCUGCUCUGUAUAUUCUGCUGUUCUUAUAAUAAGUUACUACAGCGGCGAAGUAGUAUACAGCUUCCUGGACUUACUGAACCGUCUGGAGCUUGUCCUGCUGGGCUUGUUGGCUCUCACUGAGCACAUCUUCUUCUAUACUCUGCAGUGGUGUAUCGUUGAGUUCGUGUGGGGUAAACCACAUAUGAUCGCGAAGAAACAAGUCUGACAUAUAAUAGUUAUGCUAUAUUCUAGUUAAAGAGUAGAAUUUUAGUGUGAAAUCUAGAAAAUGACAUUGUAAUGUGAUCUUCUGAUAUAGAUUGUUUGCAUAUGAUAUCUAUAUAUAUAAAAAUGAAUUGCUGUUCGUUAGUCUCGCUAAAACUCGAGAACGGAUUUAUCUUAUCUUGGUCUUGAAAUGUUCGUGGAGGUAUAGGGAAGGUUUAAAAGGUGAGAAAAAUUAGAAUAAUUGCCGGGAAAACCAUAAAAACAACCCUUUUCUAUUUCCCAUACAAACGUUUAAGAGUCAAGGGGUAGGGUAUGGUAGGGGUAGAGUAGUGUAGAGUAGGGAUAGGGAAGAAGUGCACAUAAGUCAAAGCGUAGCUUGACCGGGUCCACUAGUAUAUGAUAUUUAUGGGGAUGACUUUGCCAGUUGCCUUAGUUGUUUGUAGAAGUAUACAGGCAGGCGUAGGUGUGCAAACCAAAGCAGUGUUAAACAAUCCAAAAGUAUUUGCCUUAAAUUGGAAUUGGACGUAAGUAAACACUCAAGAAUACGCAGUGGCGUAGCCUGGGUUUUUGCCACGCGAGGGCUGGGGCCGACUGGAAAUUUGCCCCCCCCCCCCUCUCACACUAAUUUAAGUAAUAGUAAAGUUUAAAUAUUUUUCAAAAAAUUUAUAUUAUCGUGAGUAUUAUUCUAUGUUAUAACUCACGUGACAUAAUGUCGGAGUAUGCCCUACUAGUUUCGAGCCAAACUCAUAAAUUAUAAAAAUAUUUUAUUCAACGGCCCUGAUUGUAAUAUGUACAUAAUUUACAUCGUACAUACAUAAACUGGCAUUGCUUCUAUGAGAAUAUAGAUCAACCGAGCGACAUUACUGCAAGCUUUGAAAAAAUAUAUUUUUGUACUAGAUUCUGUCUAAUGAGGCGUUGGAUUAUCCAUUUUUUUUAUUUUUAAAUCCUACAUACAAUCCUGGCAUUUGCUGCCGCGCCGCUCCGGUUUAGGCUCCAGGGGCAAUUGCCCCCUUGCCCCUCACAUCGCACGUCACUGGGUACAUGAAUACCAAAAAAAACCACCUCCACACUGACAAAACAUCUAGUUCAAUAAUUAGUCCAUUUAAAUAUUAAUCCAUGUUAUUACUGUUUAAGUGUUAUUGUAAAAGCUAGGUUUAUUUUUAAUGAUUGUAUGAAAAAGGUAGGCACACCUACGUAAUAAUGUAAAUUAGAAGGGUAAUAGAAUAAACAGAUAUUUUUUUA
This is a messenger RNA of Bicyclus anynana (squinting bush brown), 2103 nucleotides long. RefSeq names its product androgen-dependent TFPI-regulating protein. Gene Ontology annotation, cellular component: membrane; endomembrane system. NCBI's taxonomy places the organism in Eukaryota, Metazoa, Arthropoda, Insecta, Lepidoptera, Nymphalidae. The coding region runs from base 146 to 865 and encodes 239 amino acids. The record is from RefSeq and is a predicted model, not a curated record. The transcript has 4 exons.